AAGAUUUAGUUCUGCUAGGUUCAACUUUUUAGGCCCUCUUUCGUGCGUGUCCAGAAAAGGAUAACUUUCCAAGAUGACGCGCUACUCCCAAGAACCGGAGAAUUCUGCAAAGUCCUGCAAGGCAAGGGGCUCCUACCUUCGUGUUCACUUCAAGAACACCCGCGAGACCGCUCAGGCCAUCAAGCACAUGCAUGUCCGCAAGGCCAUCCGCUUCCUGAAGGAUGUAACCAACAAGAAGCAGUGCGUUCCCUUCCGCAGGUUCAAUGCCUGCAUUGGACGCAAGGCCCAGGCUAAGGCAUGGAACCACACCCAAGGUCGCUGGCCCAAGAAGAGUGCCGAGUUCCUUCUUCAGCUCCUGAAGAAUGCUGAGAGCAACGCAGAGUACAAGGGUCUCGAUGUCGACUCCCUUGUCAUCGAUCACAUCCAAGUCAACGCUGCCCCCAAGAUGAGGAGGAGGACAUACCGUGCCCAUGGUCGUAUCAAUCCUUACAUGAGUUCUCCAUGCCACAUUGAGCUGAUCCUUACCGAGCGUGAACAGGUGGUUCCCAAGCCAGAGGAAGAGGAGGAGGCCAAGAAGAAGGUCUCCAAAAAGAAGCUUGCCAAGCAGAAGAUGAUGGCUAGAGAUUAGACCAACACAACACUAAUGACUAUCACCAACAUCCGCAAUAGCAGCAAGAACUCUCUCUCGGCUAGUCCCUAUUCAAUCUCAUAGGGAAGUGAUCAUCAAGGCAGAAACUCAAAAGGCACAUUCUCCCGGUUACAUGUUGAAUAUAUUCAGGUGUUCAAUGUGUGAGACAAUAAAUACAUCCAAUGUACAAUAAUCAAAA
Molecule: messenger RNA, 827 nt
Organism: Strongylocentrotus purpuratus (purple sea urchin)
Lineage: Eukaryota; Metazoa; Echinodermata; Echinoidea; Camarodonta; Strongylocentrotidae
Gene: rpl17
Product: 60S ribosomal protein L17
Exons: 7
Coding region: 74-628 (184 amino acids)
Biological process (GO): cytoplasmic translation
Cellular component (GO): ribosome; cytosolic large ribosomal subunit
Molecular function (GO): structural constituent of ribosome
Source: RefSeq, a predicted model, not a curated record